Molecule: messenger RNA, 1737 nt
Organism: Cololabis saira (Pacific saury)
Lineage: Eukaryota; Metazoa; Chordata; Actinopteri; Beloniformes; Belonidae
Gene: ascl1b
Product: achaete-scute family bHLH transcription factor 1b
Exons: 1
Coding region: 209-817 (202 amino acids)
Biological process (GO): developmental process; regulation of transcription by RNA polymerase II
Molecular function (GO): protein dimerization activity; DNA-binding transcription factor activity, RNA polymerase II-specific; RNA polymerase II transcription regulatory region sequence-specific DNA binding
Source: RefSeq, a predicted model, not a curated record
AAGAGAGACUUGGACUAAAGUUAGCCACACGGUCCCCACGCGAAGGACACGAGAGCUGUACACUGCCAGCCAACCCCCCUCCCCGGCUCUCUCUGCAGGCAGACACUCGCGCCGUGCGUAAAGAACUAGUGCCGGUGCGUAAAGAACAAGUGUCGGUGCGUAAAGAACAAGUGUCGGUGCCGUGCGUAAAGCGUAAAGUGUCGGCGAGAUGGAGACUACAUCCAUCACCACCACGCAGACAGCAUUCACCUUUGGACUAAGUGAGAGACACGCAAGCAUCAGCCUGCACGCCCCGCCCCAGGACGUAGUAACUGUCCAGCCGAGCAGCCAGGCGGCCGGCUGCUGCCAGAGCAAGAGCAAGGUGCUGAAGAGACAGCGCUCCAGCUCCCCGGAGCUGCUGCGCUGCAAGCGCCGCCUCAGCUUCAACGGCCUCGGAUACUCCAUCCCGCAGCAGCAGCCCGUGGCCGUGGCCCGGCGGAACGAGAGGGAGAGGAACCGAGUCAAGCAGGUCAACAUGGGCUUCCAGACUCUCCGCCAGCACGUGCCGAACGGCGCGGCCAACAAGAAGAUGAGCAAGGUGGAGACGCUGCGGUCCGCGGUGGAGUACAUCAGGGCGCUGCAGCAGCUGCUCGACGAGCACGACGCGGUGUCGGCCGCCUUCCAGUGCGGGCUGCCGUCACCCACGCUCUCCAACAGCUACUCCGCCGACCCCGAGUCGCCUCACUCCACCUACUCUUCAGAUGAAGGAGGCUAUGAGCCUCUGAGCUCCGAGGAGCAGGAACUGUUGGACUUCACCACCUGGUUUGACAGGUACUGAACUGAUGCUGUCAACAUGCAAACGACGCAGCGAGCAUCUUUGCGUAAAAGAGGUUGACUACUUUUGGAAAGGCUGACAGAGACUUGAUGAAGGCAUCAGACCCGUCUUGCUCUCCGUGCCAACAGGUUAUCUGCUGUCCCUCCCUGAAUCUGGAGGCUGAAUCUGCAGGAGCACAGCAAAAAGUGGAAACAAGAAACAAGGAGUGUGUGUGUGUGUGUGUGUAUGUGUGUGUGUGUGUGUGUGUGUGUGUGUGUGUGUGUGUGUGUGUGUGUGUGUGUGUGUGUGUGUGUGUGUGUGUGUGUGUGUGUGUGUGUGUGUGUGUGUGUGUGUGUGUGUGUGUGUACCCCACGAGAAAGUAUGAGUUGGACUCAGUGGAAACUCUGACGAAUGGAAGAAAAUAACUGUUGAUGUUAUGUUUGAAUAAGUGCAAUUAAUUGGUGAAACUAAAGGCUCUGCAGAGACACUGCUGAAGCUCCGCGGGAUUUGUUUGAAGAGUUUCAUCACACCGGGACUGCCUUCCUGGCUAUACCGUUGGACUAUAGCCUAUACAACAAAUAUGAUGCAUCGACAGAGCUUUUCCUGAUGUACAUUUGUGCCCUGUCAUACAAAAUUGUAUCAUUCAAACACUUGUUUUCACACAAAGACAUAUUUUUGUACAUUUAGUCAAACAAAUGUUCUUGAACAACGUUUACUGCCACUUUUCUGACAGUGUUUUGACUGGAGAGCCAGCUGUCAGCAAAGCAGAGAGCUGGCAUGUAUGAGGUGUGUGACUGGACAGCAAUAUCGAGGCUACCUGUGACAGAUUGUAGUGUUUGUUUUUCUUUUCUUUUGAUAGGUGAUAAGGAGACAUUUAAUAAAGUAUGCACUUGUUCUCAGUUUCACAUAGCCUAAAAUGUAAAUAUUUGAUUUUAACAGAUAUA